Metarhizium acridum CQMa 102 is the source of this 1353-nucleotide messenger RNA. RefSeq lists its product as uncharacterized. NCBI's taxonomy places the organism in Eukaryota, Fungi, Ascomycota, Sordariomycetes, Hypocreales, Clavicipitaceae. The record is from RefSeq and is a predicted model, not a curated record.
AUGGGGGAGGAAUCUGACGUUUCCCAUCAUGUCGCCUCGGGAGAUGAAGGGAAUAACAAGACGGCUGCCGGUGGAGAGCUGCUUGCAUUAGAUACUACAUCUUCUGCCAAAUCAGUAGAUGAAGGUGUUGCCGUCUCUUCUGGGGCCGAAAGUGCUGGCACCAGCAACGGAACUACCACCGGCGACUCUGCCAGCACUUGCGAGAAGGAUCGCCAGACAAUACCUUGCAAAAAGAACUGUCUAAAAAAGGGCAACCAGUGCUUGAAGGUUGCGGCUGAGGUGGCCAGCACCAAUUCUUCAGACGUUUCGACGAGCAUUAUCACUUCUUCCCAGACGAGCAACUCGAACGACACAAAGCCCUCUUGCGAGAAAAACCAGGCAGAGGAUAAGAACUCCGGGGUUUCCCGCAUGUCGGAUGCAUCGUCCGAGAGCAAUGCCGCUACGGUCGAGACUAGCUCCGGGCCUGGAACAUCCCAUGAAACAGGUUCUUCUGUCGACGCUGUUGAUAGCUCGUCCAGGACUCAGGAGGCAGAUUCCAAGGCAAACAGCCAUGACGACACCGAGUGCAAUGACCAGUCCGAAUGGACCCUAUCUGAAGACCUCCGGCUCCGUGGCAUGAAGGAGUCAACAGACAAUCUUUCCUGGGCCGACAUCGGCAAGGCUCUCAAGCGUGGGAAAGCCGAGGUCAAAGCUCGUUGGAAGGCCAUCAAGGACCAACAACCUCAAGAAGAUGCCACCGAUACCGACGCUGACACAAAGGGCGACCUUGCGGCUGGCCAGAGUCCGGAUGACACGGCUGAAAAGGGCAAAGUUGCAACCCCGGCGAGAGAAGCAAUGUCAGAAGCCCCGACAAAACAAACCAUCAACCAACGUCGUCCCGAACAUCAGAAGGACCGCCACCGCAAUCACAAAGUGGCUCAGAAAAACAAGGGGACCAAGCAAUGUACUUGCAAGACACAAUUUAACGAGGACAAUCCGUCUGGCAGCGAAACAUCGUCUGAAUUACUCUGCACAACAGACGAACGCAGACGCCAGAAGAGAUAUCUUUACACUCAUGUCUACAAAACUCUCUACCCGGCGGAGGCUGAUGCCGGGCAGAACGAGCACCUGACCAAGCGGGAUCGUGCUGUGCUCGCAACCAUUGCGUGCAUGCACACAACGAACAAACUCUUGGAAAUGAAGGCAAACUUCAUGAAUGCCACAGGUGCAGAUGUGCCCAUUGCAGUUCUUCGUGACUGGUAUGAGGGAGAAUGGGCUGCAAAGGAGGAACAUCCCAACGCUGCACAACACGAGGAUUCGGUUGAGAGAGUUGAGAAGUGGAUUGACAGCGUCUCAAUGGGAGCAGAGGAUUAA